This is a messenger RNA of Bicyclus anynana (squinting bush brown), 1264 nucleotides long. RefSeq lists its product as uncharacterized. The coding region runs from base 27 to 362 and encodes 111 amino acids. NCBI's taxonomy places the organism in Eukaryota, Metazoa, Arthropoda, Insecta, Lepidoptera, Nymphalidae. The record is from RefSeq and is a predicted model, not a curated record. The transcript is spliced from 5 exons.
AACUUCAAAAAAAUCAGCUACGCAAAAUGAAUACAGCCAUGGUCACACUGUUCAGUCUAUUUAUUCUCGUGGCCAUAGCACAAGCAAACCCAGUGAGUUAUGAAGAGCCAUCGUCAACUGCCCAGACACUCAAGGCGCUCAACGGAGAAAAAUCUAACCUUACAGGGGUCAUAUCCAGUAGUGAUGAACCUAAGAAUCACACCAGAGUAAAACGAUUCGGAUUUUUAAUGAAUUUAUUAUAUAGACGACGACUACUACUACUUCAGCAACAACAAGCUUUACUCAAUCCCCACAUCUACAUCGGUAAUGGACACAAUAACGUUAACAAUGUUGUCUUACAUCAAUCACCUUAUUAUGGGUGAAGAAAAUUCAAUCAUUAUAGCUUGGUAACUUCGUGCGUAACACUCCCGAUGUUGCGCGCGAGGCGGGGGGUGUGUAGCGAUGAAUGAAAAACCAACGACUGAUGCACGUCACUUCCCCGCACGCACGAUAUUACACCCGCGCAGUCUUUCCGCCCGUCGCCCGCAUAUCAUGGGAGUGUUAUCAACGAACUAUACACAUUUAAGUAUGACAGUCAGGUGGACAAUUCGUUGUCCACCUAUGUCAUCCACUGUUAUUCACUAUUUUUGACUUAUGCUCGUUCGUAACACUCCCGAUACCCCGCUCGCACGAUACAUACCCACGCAGUCUGUUCCCCCCGUCGCCCGCAUAUCAUAGGAGUGUCAUCAACGAACUUGCCAAGCUAUAACAAAAUAUGUCAUCCGGUGCUUACUGGUGCAUAUCUUGUACUAGGUAGAUGACAUUUUGUCAAUUUAUUUGAUGUUUGUUUUAUAAUAAUAAUAAGCCCUUUAUACUGUGAUAAGAAAUUACAUUUUUUACAUCUAUUGCAUUAUGUUUUAAUUUUUUUAAAGAUUUUCUUAGCACAGUGUGCCUUUCGGCAUAAGCCUCCUCCAGCUCGUAGGUGUUAAAGUUUGGUAGAUUCUAAGUGAUCUGGUGUUUAGGGUUUCGAUUUGAAAUUCCUCCAGCUAGAAAAAACAAAAGAUGUGAAACAUUUCAAAUCGAUUUUAGAAUUUAAACUGUCGUGAGUGUUAUUCAUAUUAAUUUUUUAAUCAUUGUCAUUUGCAAGAACCAGCUCAUGACUAAGGGCCCCGUAUGGGUUCGAAACCACUCGGGCAUACUCCGACCUAAUAUCACGUGAGUUUUAGCCGUGUUUCAUAAUCAAUUAAUAUUUCAAAUCGAUGUUUGUUUUAAUAGGUUUAUAAUA